AAUGAAUUUCACGGACACCAGAGGGUUAGAAGAGAGUUAAACCUGAACUGCAGAUGUUUGGAUGUGAGGAAUAUCGUAGUGUCGUCCCAUUUGAUAACUGGGCCACGGUCCUAUGCAGUAGAAGAAGUGGGGGAUGGGAUGGAGAUAGAGGAGAAGCUCACUGCCAAUCUCGUUCCUCUCCCAGUGAAAUCUCCUAGACAGCUCCAGAAUAACCCCUGCUGGGAGAGAUUUAACACGUCCAAUUCCAACUGUGCUCAGACGCAUUCCCAAACGGGCGUCGACGAUCCUCCACCUCAGAAGAAUAGAAAAGUUGCUCAAAGCAAAAACUAUUCCUCACCGCAAUCUGAACAAACAAACAUCAAACAACAGAGACUGAAGCAGCGACUGCUGCCACUGACCAGGUCCCAUUGGGGCCCAGCCUCUUCAUGUGUUUUGUGUGUAGAGCAGUCUGCAGAGGAACUAGCAGUGCCAUGGCGGUGUAGGGCGAUGGUGGCACAGAACCCUGAACCAUCUCGGCUCCCUUCCAGAAUCCUGCCAAACCUCCAAAACACAAUUAGAGCAUCUGGCUGUGAGAUACUGGAGCUGUGCCGACGUAUGUCCUCUAGGAUGAACUAUGUGAACCAUGUGAGCCCGACCACAUCUGGAACUGGAACUAGACCGGUGGGUUGGAGGUUGCUUGGGAAGCCCGUCGGGGACAGCGGAGCACAGGUGCGGGUCAGUCAACCAGAACACCACUCAUGGAAAGUGAGAAAGUUCUCUGGGGCAUCAGUUGACAGCCACAGUCUCACCAGCCUUCUGCAUAAUAGUGAUUGUGGUUCUGGUGUAUCCAGGGGCAGCCAGACCCAGACACAUCUUCCAGAUACUGCGCUCUCUGGCUGUGCUAAAGACAGCAAAGGAGACAGCCAACAGCAUGGACGGAAGGUCAGCGGAUCCAGGAGGGACCAGAGAGGUGGAGGUGGGGUUGGAAAAGGGAGACAGAUGCCCAGAGAAGAAUCCUUGCGGUGGGGUGAAGGAUCAACAUGGCCUUGGGACUCCGAGAGUCAGUCAAGGAACCAGCGGCAGAACGAGUCCCCAACAGACUGUGAUGUCACCCUACUGCACAUUGUGCAUCUUUUACAGUGUAGGUCAGUCAAUCUGUCUCAUGUCAGGGAAGAAGGACAAUUUGGAGAGGAUUUUCAACAUAUCCUUCACAACAGACAAACUUGACUCAAGCAAAUAGCAAGAUAUUUAGU
Oncorhynchus kisutch (coho salmon) is the source of this 1232-nucleotide messenger RNA. RefSeq lists its product as uncharacterized. The transcript is spliced from 2 exons. Lineage: Eukaryota; Metazoa; Chordata; Actinopteri; Salmoniformes; Salmonidae. The record is from RefSeq and is a predicted model, not a curated record. Bases 139 to 1206 code for a protein of 355 amino acids.